Messenger RNA from Aspergillus nidulans FGSC A4, 1032 nucleotides. Its product is annotated as mitochondrial 37S ribosomal protein MRPS9. The coding region runs from base 70 to 1032 and encodes 320 amino acids. Gene Ontology annotation, molecular function: structural constituent of ribosome. The record is from RefSeq and is a predicted model, not a curated record. Lineage: Eukaryota; Fungi; Ascomycota; Eurotiomycetes; Eurotiales; Aspergillaceae. Gene Ontology annotation, cellular component: ribosome; cytoplasm. The transcript is spliced from 2 exons. Gene Ontology annotation, biological process: translation.
AAUUCAACUUUUCCUGUCGACUCUCCGUACUCUCGGGUCUCAAUUGAGAUCUCGACAGCCGCUCUAAUAAUGGGCUUGCAAAAUCCCCAUUGCGUGGCUCACGCCAUGCAUUCUGCACGUUCAGCAACCUACCUUCGAGCGGCUCUCGUCCAACGCUCGGCUUCUCCCCUAUACCUCGCCGCCGGAGCUGUCCUGCCAACGCAUACGUAUCGACACCAAGUUACCCGAGGCUACGCAACUGAAGUUACUGAAGCUCAUCCCGCUGCCCCGGAGAUUGAUUUUAACAAGGUACUUGAGAGACGAUCCGCCCGCGUUGUUCCUGCAUCACCCUCCUAUUUCACUGGAAGCCCAAGGUUCUUUGAUCAUCUUUUGAGGCUCGAGAAUAUCCUGGCGAGGUAUGCAGCACUACCGACGGUGGCUCCAAACGAGGCACCCAGGAUGGCUUGGCUGAAGCUGCCGGCAUUCCGGGAAUUUGUUGGCGAACGGGUCCCGACAAAGAAGUACAAGGGCUUGAUUAAGGUGCUGCAGCGCCUUAACCGCAUCAAUCCCGAUAUUCUCCCCGAUGAGGUUCGGCGCGCACUGAAAGAUUUCCUCCGACCCGGAAAUCCAUACGGCACUCAGUCAAUAACGACUACGGUGGAUGAACUGGGUCGUGCCCGUGGAAAAGGAAAGCGAAAGGAAUCUUCUGCGGUCGUGUCUCUAGUGGAAGGGGAUGGAGAGGUCCGAGUCAACGGAAAAACCUUGGUCGAGGCGUUCCCUCGAGUGCAUGACCGAGAAAGCGCCACAUGGGCUUUGAGGUGUUCAAAUAGACUCGACAAGUACAAUGUAUGGGCUACUGUUAAGGGUGGAGGCACAACCGGACAGGCAGAGGCCCUCGCCUUGGCGCUCGGACGAGCAUUGAUGAUACACGAGCCCGCACUGAAGCCAAUUUUGCGAAGAGCUGGCGUUAUCACGGUGGAUGCGCGUCGCGUGGAGAGAAAGAAACCUGGCCAUGUCAAGGCACGCAAGUCUCCCACUUGGGUCAAGCGUUGA